AUGUCUGAACAGGGGGCCCAAGCCCCAGGAACCCGGGGGCUACCUGCCAAUGUACUGGCAGAGCAAGUGGAGCUGUGGUGGUCCCAACAGCCACGGCGCUCAGCACUGUGCUUUGCCAUGGCCGUGGGCCUUGUGGCAGGCUGUGGGGCCGGCGGCGUGGUCCUGCUGUCAUCCACUAGCAGCCGCUCGGGUGAGUGGCGCUUAGCAACUGGCACUGUGCUCUGUCUGCUGGCCCUGCUGGUUCUGGUGAAGCAGCUGAUGAGCUCGGCUGUGCAGGACAUGAACUGCAUACGUCAGGCACACCAUGUUGCGCUGCUGCGCAGUGGUGGGGGAGCUGAUGCCCUCGUGGUGCUGCUCAGUGGCCUCGUAUUGCUGGUCACCGGCCUGACCCUGGCAGGGCUGGCCGCUGCCCCAGCCCCUGCUCGGCCCCUAGCUGCCAUGCUCUCUGUGGGCAUCACUCUGGCUGCCUUGGGCUUGCUCUUGCUACUGGGCUUACUGCUAUAUCAGGUAGGCGUGAGUGGACACUGCAACUCCAUCUGUAUAGCUGCUCCCUCCACCCACAGUGGCCAUGGUGGCAAUACCAGCAUCUUCAGCAUCUCAGGACAGUUGUCUACUGGCCAGCGUCAAGAGACCACAUCCAGCAUCACCAACCUCAUCUGACAGAGCCAGAGCCCUUCCCACCACCUGCUGUG
Molecule: messenger RNA, 692 nt
Organism: Otolemur garnettii (small-eared galago)
Lineage: Eukaryota; Metazoa; Chordata; Mammalia; Primates; Galagidae
Gene: TMEM125
Product: transmembrane protein 125
Exons: 1
Coding region: 1-660 (219 amino acids)
Source: RefSeq, a predicted model, not a curated record